UCUCACACUCCUGUAAGUGACUACACCUCUCUAUAGAAGAAAUGAAUCAUUUAGCAAGUAACGGAGAGACUGUAGGAAAGUCAGAAACAGGCGAUUGAUACAUAUGUUAAAGAAUGAAUGAUAGAUCAUAGUACUGUAGAUGGAGAUUAAGUCAGAUUUAGUAUACAGGGAUACAGAGAUUAGUAAAGUAUGGAGGAAGGAGCCCAGCAAUGAAGUACGAACUGGAGAAAAAUACAUUUAAAUAAAAAGUUACACAGUAAAGUAAAAAGAUACCAGCAGUGAGAAACUGCAGUCAAGAGCUUUUAAAGCUGAAGGACAUUUAAGAGAGGAAGAGAGAUUGGAGAUUACAAUACUGAAAGUAGUUAGGGAAGAAAGUGCCAGGUGUGUUUCCUAUAGUGUACACUAGAGGACAAGUGAUGUUUGUAUUUGGCAAUCUGUAGUGCAACCUGUAUCUGCAGAUGGAGACACAAUGCACUGGCACUCUGUGCCCAAGUGAGGUCUAGAUCCUUACCACCCUCUGCCAUACUUGUGUCUCCUUGUUAAGUCGUUCAAGAUGUGGUGGGAUGAAAGACUGUUCUACCUCUUCAAGAGGAACCUACAUCCCACCUUAACCUACUGGAGCGUGUUCUUUAGUUUUGGCCUGUGCAUUGCCUUUUUGGGACCCACCUUGCUUGACCUGAGAUGUCAGACACACAGCAGCCUAAGGGACAUUACCUGGGUAUUUUUCUCUCAGCAAUUCUGUCUUCUUCUAGGAAGCACGUUGGGAGGAAUUUUCAAAAGAACGAUCAAACAGUCUCUGUUAGCCCUUUUGCUUUCUUCUCUGGUUAUCUCCAUGGUGUUCGUCAUCAUCCCAUUUUGCAGCCAAGUUGGGAUCCUGGCAAUAGUGAUGGCAAUAGCUGGACUGGCAAUGGGCUGCAUAGACACCAUAUCCAACAUGCAGCUAGUAAAGAUUUAUCAGCAGGAUUCAGCUGUCUUUCUACAGGUGCUACAUUUUUUUGUUGGGUUUGGUGCCCUCCUGAGCCCCUUGAUUGCAGACCCGUUUCUCUCUGAGAGUAACUGUAUUCAGUCCAACCUUACUCAAAAUGGUAGCCAAAACUUGGAGCACAUCAGAAACUCUUUGGUCCCCCAUCUCCCAAUGAACCAUUCUCAUUAUGUACUUCCUCUCCAUGGGCCAUCUGUGACUCAAGUAUCCUACGCGUUUUGGAUCAUGGCUGCAAUCAAUCUCCCUGUGCCCUUUGCUGUAUUUCUUCUAAUGUAUAAGAAAGGAAUGGUGCCCAAAUGUACCACUCGGAGAAAGUCUUUGCUGUCUUCAGAUGAGUUAGCCAUGGAGACUCAGAAAGAGACAGGUGAUACCCAGGACACAGAUACAUUGGAUGUGCAAGGCCAUGGUGUUUCCCUGCUUUGCUGCCAGAGUAAGAAUUUGCGUGACGCUACCUUUACCUUUUUUGCGAUACACACCUGCGCUGCUGUAAUCCUCUUCAUGACUGAUGGGCUAGCGGGGGAAUUUUCUGGUUUUGUUUACAGCUAUGCUGUGGAUCAGCCGCUGUAUCUGGCCCAUAAGACAGCAGGAUACCUACCUAGCCUCUUCUGGGGCUUCAUCACUCUGGGGCGCCUAAUCUCCAUUCCAGUAUCCUAUAAAGUAGCUCCCCGGACCAUGAUUUUCAUCAACCUGACUGGAGUGACAGCAACAUUCCUGUUCUUGCUGAUGACACAGUUCAGCACUGUUAGCCUGUUUAUUGGAACGUCUCUACUUGGGCUAUUUCUCAGUAGCGUCUUCCCCAGCAUGUUGGCGUAUACAGAACAUAUCCUGAGCUAUAAGGGCUGUGCCACAACUAUUCUUGUAACUGGAGCAGCAUUGGGGGAGAUGGUCCUGCAGAUUCUAGUGGGAACGGUGAUGCAAACGCAAGGUAGUUACAGCUUCCUGGUGUGCGGUGUCAGUCUCUCUUCCCUGGCUCUCAUAAUGUUUAUUGUGCUUCUGGUGUUUGACAGUUUGCAUCCCGGAGUCUUAGAAGAUUCUUCAGGUAAAACUCCAGAGCUCGGUACAGAUAUUCCAUAUCAGAGGUAAAGGAGGUCAUUGCUUGUGAAAUAAAGAAUUCUAAUAUGGACUGAACUUUUGGACCACUCAUCUUAAUCUAAGACCUGGGUUGCCCUUAGCUGCAGGAAUGAAAACAAAAUCAAGUAGAGAAUAUAGAAUGCAAAGUGUCAUGUGCAUAUGUAAGUGUCGUAUAAUGUUCAGUUAUUAAUACCCACUAGCUUUCCUGGAAUUACUACAGAAAGCAAAUAACCCAUUCCAAUGUUUGGAUACCAAAAUGGAAAUUACAAAGCAAACCUGUCUGUGGUUCCACUUGACUGCAUAGGAUUCUGGGUAGAUAAAGAGCACCACCACUAAUGCACUUUCUAAGCUGUAAAAAAAAUGCUUACACAAAAAUAAAGGUCAGAUUAAAUAAA
Molecule: messenger RNA, 2448 nt
Organism: Bombina bombina (fire-bellied toad)
Lineage: Eukaryota; Metazoa; Chordata; Amphibia; Anura; Bombinatoridae
Gene: SLC60A1
Product: major facilitator superfamily domain containing 4A
Exons: 10
Coding region: 554-2065 (503 amino acids)
Source: RefSeq, a predicted model, not a curated record